GCGGCCGCGUCCCGGCUGCGCUCCCGCGCGCAGUCCCGCAGUCCCGCAGUCCCGCAGUCCCGGCGGCCGGAGCUCGCGUCCGGGUCUGCGCACCAGCUCUCUGGCUCGAGCUCUGUGGAGUCCCAGGACUGCGGCAGCGCACGCGGAGUGGCUUUGGGAGGUGUCUGGAGGCGGUGGGGGCCGGAGUGAGCUGGCGGCAUGGGCCAGGCAGCCUGGAAGGGGUUCGUCCUGUCGCUGUUCGACUACAAGACUGCAAAGUUCGUUGUCGCCAAGAGCAAGAAGGUGGGGCUGCUCUACCGGGUGCUGCAGCUCACCAUCCUGCUGUACUUGCUCAUAUGGGUGUUUCUGAUAAAGAAGAGUUAUCAGGACAUUGACACUUCCCUGCAGAGUGCUGUGGUCACCAAGGUCAAAGGGGUGGCCUAUACCAACACCACGAUGCUUGGGGAACGGCUGUGGGACGUAGCCGACUUUGUCAUCCCGUCUCAGGGGGAGAACGUUUUCUUCGUGGUCACCAACCUGAUCGUGACUCCUAGCCAGCGGCAGGGCAUCUGUGCUGAGCGUGAAGGCAUCCCUGACGGUGAGUGCUCUGAGGACACUGACUGCCAAGCCGGGGAGUCUGUUGUAGCUGGACACGGGCUGAAAACUGGCCGGUGUCUGCGGCUGGAGAACAAUGCUACCCGGGGCACUUGUGAGAUCUUCGCCUGGUGCCCAGUAGAGACAAUGUCCAUGCCAACGGAGCCCCUCCUAAAGGACGCUGAAGGCUUCACCAUCUUCAUAAAGAACUACAUUCGCUUCCCCAAGUUCAACUUCUCCAAAGCCAACGUGCUAGAAACAGACAACAGAAAUUUCCUGAAGACCUGUCGCUUCAGCCCCAACAACCUCUACUGUCCCAUCUUCCGGCUGGGGUCCAUUGUCCGCUGGGCAGGGGCUGAUUUCCAAGACAUAGCUCUGAAGGGUGGUGUAAUAGGAAUCCAUAUCGAAUGGGACUGUGACCUUGAUAAAGCUGCCUCUAACUGUAAUCCACACUAUUAUUUCAACCGUCUGGACAACAAACAAACAAAAUCUGUCUCCUCUGGGUACAACUUCAGGUUUGCCAGGUAUUACCGUGACCCUAAUGGGGUAGAGUUCCGAGACCUAAUGAAAGCCUAUGGCAUCCGCUUUGAUGUGAUAGUUAAUGGCAAGGCAGGGAAAUUCAACAUCAUCCCCACAGUCAUCAACAUAGGUUCCGGGCUGGCACUCAUGGGUGCUGGGGCUUUCUUCUGUGACCUGGUACUCAUCUAUGCCAUCAGAAAGAGUGAGUUUUACCGAGACAAGAAGUUUGAAAAAGUGAGGGGUCAGAAGGAAGAAGCCAAUGUUGAGGUUGAGGCCAAUGAGCUGGAGCAGGAGCCGCCAGAGAACAAGCCACUGGAGGGAGUUCAGCAGGACGAACAGCUGCCAGAGCUUGCCCAGAGUGGCAGGAAGCAGAACAGCAACUGCCAGGAGAUCUUUGAGCUUGCCAGGUCUGGCCUCCAGGAGAACACCAUCCUGUACUCGAAGCAGCCACAGAUCUUGCAAACAGUGAGGACGUAGCCAGAGCUCUUGGCAGACAACAGAUUCAAAGAUGAUGGGGCCAGGACAGGCCGCAGCUCUGAACUGGGAAGAAGCAUCUUGGCGCUUGCUCAGGAUAGGGCUUCUGGGAACAGCCCCCUCAACCCCAUCCAGCUUGGGUGGGAUCCUUUUGCAGCUUUUUGUUGUGUGGAGGGCUCCGGGUGGCCAGAGUGGCUUAGAUACAGAAAGGAGGCACAUGGGCAGGAUGAGGGCUUCAGUGGUACGAGACUGUUUACCUGAACCAGCUGGACAUGCAUUUAUUCAUACAGUCAGUACACAUGUAUCAGUGCAUGCUGAACUUUAAUCCUAUCUGAGAGGCUUAAAUGAGACGCUGACCUGGCCCUAGGGUGGGGCACAUACAUGUCACUCUCACCAAAGACAUCACAGCCAGCCCAGACAGUCUGGCCUUCCUUCAGCCUCUAGCCAAGACUUUGACAAGUCCCUGCAGAGAAUGAUGGUUAUUAAAAAAAAAAAAAAAAACACAAACAAACAACAACAACAAAAAAAAACAACAAAACUGUUGGAUGACAUCCAGGGGACAUUUAGCUCUACCCCAUAUGUAAAAUUUAAAGGUGGCCAAGGCGGCACCUGGAAACUCCUGGAGCUCCAGGUGACCCAGGGGAGGGAAGGCAGGUAAGCCACUAGCUCGUUCUCUGAGAAACAGACUUGCCUGUGUGAUUCGGCUCUUGCUGCUUGGCGGGUCCCUGACUGACUUGUUUCUGCUUUCGAAGCUCAGCCUGGAUGCACUGAUGUGAUAAAGGGUAACACCCGGA
Messenger RNA from Psammomys obesus (fat sand rat), 2360 nucleotides. It is a transcript of the gene P2rx5, whose product is annotated as purinergic receptor P2X 5. Gene Ontology annotation, biological process: monoatomic cation transmembrane transport; response to ATP. The record is from RefSeq and is a predicted model, not a curated record. Gene Ontology annotation, molecular function: ATP binding; extracellularly ATP-gated monoatomic cation channel activity; purinergic nucleotide receptor activity. The coding region runs from base 199 to 1569 and encodes 456 amino acids. The transcript is spliced from 13 exons. Gene Ontology annotation, cellular component: plasma membrane; nuclear inner membrane. Lineage: Eukaryota; Metazoa; Chordata; Mammalia; Rodentia; Muridae.